GAAUUACUCGUAUUGUUUUAAACUCUCGGUGUGUAACGGUGUAACGUAAAUAAUUUUUUAGUUUUCUGAUUAUGAUUACAACAAUUUCUCCAAAAGAAAUUACAAAUUACCUUCAAUUGACACAAGAAAUUUGAGCCAAAUUACUGCCUUCUUUUCCAAAGAAAACUUCAAGGCCUAAAGCAACUGUACUUUCAAUUUUCAACCCUGGUUAACAAAUUUGAGAAACAUCGAUGUUGGGAAAAUUCAAUUUACUGUUUAUCUAUUUACAAGUUUUGGUUCAAGGCUUUAUCCACAUGUUUAAUUGUAGGUUAAUUAUACCUAUUUGUUAAUAAUCAAAUAUAUAUGUAUAUAGAAUAUAAUAUAAAUUAAUGUUCAUUAAAUGCUCUCAAAAAUGAUGGUUUCUCAACCACAUGGUAGUAUCGUUAACAAAAAGAAUACAAAUUCCGCCAAUGAAUCCAAUGAAAAAAUUACACAAGAAAAGAAAGUAAUGAAAGUUGAUGAGAUGACAAAUAAUGCAUUGCGUGUACCAGGUUCUAAUUGGGAAAAAUUCAAAAGCCUUCUUGGAGAAUCGAAGGCUAAUAAGGAAUCGACAGAAUCUUCAAUUAAUAUAUCGCCUAGAAAACGUCAUCGUACGAAGAAAUUUAAUAACCGACAGGAUUUACAGAUUCCAAUGCAGUCGAAAGCGGCGAAGCAAAUAUUGAACGCGCCACAGAGCGAGGCUGUUCUAACGAAACAAAUUGCAAUGGACUGUGAAAUGGUGGGAAUUGGCAAUGGUACGGAGAAUAUGGUUGCACGUGUCUCAUUAGUAAAUAAAUAUGGAAUUUGUAUAUAUGAUAAGUAUGUGAAACCAACGGAGACAAUUCAAGAUUAUCGCUCGGCGGUUAGUGGAAUAUAUCCGCAUCAUUUGACAAACGCCGAGGAAUUUAAAAUUGUACAAAAUGAAGUGGCGGAAAUGUUGAAAGGUCGCUUUUUAAUUGGCCACGCGAUCAAACAUGAUCUUGAAGUUCUCUAUUUAUCGCAUCCGAGAUGGCGUAUUCGUGACACUUCUCGUUAUAAGCCCUUUAGAAAAGUUGUUAAUGGAAAUACGCCGAGUCUAAAGAAACUUGCUUCCGAAUUAUUGGGCAUUGAAAUACAAACCGGUGAGCAUAAUUCGGUCGAGGACGCUAGAUCUGCAAUGCAAUUGUAUAUGCUCUAUAGGAAAAAAUGGGAAAUGGAAGUUCGUUCCAAGAGAUGAUGGAGUCCACCAGGUAGUGGUAAAAUUACAAAAAAAAAGAAAAAAGAAACUGCAUUUUUCGAGUAAAUUAAAUUCUUUGUUCUAUUCUUGUUGAUCUAGACUCGAGAUCCUUCGUCUCAGGGAAAUCACAUUUUUUUGUAUUUAAUUGUUACUUUUUUUUCUUUCGUUGUUCAAGUUUCAAUUCUGACAAAAUUGUCAAUUUUCUCUUCUGGUACGUGUUUGAAUGAAAGUUUGUAACAAAUUAUUAGUUAAUUUAGAAUUAAAUACUUAAAAAAUUAUAUUUAUUCAAGAGUGGAAAAGAAUUUGUUGAGGAAUAUGAAAUAUUGUUUAAAAUAUUAUUCGAGUGAUUUAGAAAGAAGAGUGAAUUUAUUGUAUCGCAGGUGUGGAAAAUGCCUUUAUUUUUCAUAUGUGAAUAAAAAAAAGACUGUUUGAUAGAA
Messenger RNA from Leptopilina heterotoma, 1671 nucleotides. Its product is annotated as RNA exonuclease 4. Gene Ontology annotation, molecular function: 3'-5' exonuclease activity; nucleic acid binding. The transcript is spliced from 3 exons. Bases 380 to 1234 code for a protein of 284 amino acids. The record is from RefSeq and is a predicted model, not a curated record. Gene Ontology annotation, biological process: rRNA processing. Lineage: Eukaryota; Metazoa; Arthropoda; Insecta; Hymenoptera; Figitidae. Gene Ontology annotation, cellular component: nucleus.